Cylindrotheca closterium is the source of this 735-nucleotide messenger RNA. The record is from the annotation of a GenBank genome assembly. NCBI's taxonomy places the organism in Eukaryota, Bacillariophyta, Bacillariophyceae, Bacillariales, Bacillariaceae.
AUGUUCACGCUCCCUUCUUACGGGUAUGGGAUCGAUAGUGCCAAGGAUGCAGUGAGCCAGAUGAUCCCACGAAUGCGAAGCGGAAAGCCACCUUCAUUACAUUCUUCAGAUGAGGACGAGACAGACUCCAGGCGCGAGUACUACCAGGAUAAAGGAACCGGUGAAGCAUGGUACUACAACCCGUGCUAUCCCAGUGGAUACAGGGUGCGCUCUUCCUAUCAGGCAAAUAAAGCCCCGAUGACCAUGUCUUAUUAUACUAAUUGGGGAGGUACCGGGAGCUUUAAAGAGUGUCAAUAUGCAAUUACGCACCGGGAUAAAACUGCAAAAAAAAUUGGUUAUCCCUACUUUUGGAAAGAACUUGAUGGGCCAGACUUGAACAAGAUACACGGCAACAGACUAUGGGCAUUUGGGAUCUUUUAUGAUAUUAUGAGUGGCGUUGGAGAAAUAGCAACUGGGGAAGCCGCUCGUGAAUUUUUCAUUGCAGACUUUGAAAGGGUUGCGAAGGAAAUAUGUGAAAAACCCUGGAAGGAGAUUGACGCGAACUAUCCUGAGGAUACGCAACCGCGAGAAUACAACUCGGACUUGUGUUUCUCGGCCUUAUAUGCCCACUCUUAUCUCACAUUUGGGCUCGGGUUUGAUCCGCAACAGCAAAUCACGAUCGGGAACAAAUUGGAGAACAUUGAUAUUCAUUGGACCCUUGGCGCAGUUAUCCAACAUGUAUCUGAGGCGAAUUAG